ACCUUGCAUUUUCCCUCUCCCCGCUUCCCAAGCGGCUGAGCAGGUACGUACCCCGCUUAGCCGCCGUCUCCCGCGGGGAUCUCCCUCCUUCGCAGCAGCUCUACCAGGAGGACGGUGGUGCGGAGCCGCGCGGAAGAGCCGGUGAAGCGGAGGUGAUGACUGCCGAGAGCACCGAAGCCAACGGCCCCAUGAGGAGCCAGGACGCCGCGGGCAACAAGCCGCCGGCUCCGGCCGCCCCGUCGCGGCGCCGCGGGCGCCGGCGGAGACGCAAAGCGCCGCCGGAGGUGGCCGUGAAAGGGCAGCUCCGCAUGCGCUCGCCGUCCGGGGUCUUCGUCAUGGUGGGCAUCUCCGUCGUCUUGGUGGGCAUGACGAUCGCUGUGGUGGGCUACUGGCCUCACCGGGCCGGGGCCCGGGCUGGCUCGGGGAACGUCAGCAGCUCAGGGGAUGUGAGGAAGGAGGUGGCUCACGCUCGCCAGUUCCCCCACAGCGAGAAGCUCAAGCUCAUCGGCCCCGUCAUCAUGGGCAUCGGGCUCUUCAUCUUCAUCUGCGCCAACACCAUGCUCUAUGAGAACAGGGACAUGGAGACCCGUCUGCUGAUGCAGAAGGGCCUCUAUGCCAUGACCACGGGCCUCCCCGAGGAGGCCGGCGCUGAGGACAAGUACUGCCAGAGGAGGGCCAGCCAGCCCACGCUGAGGGCCAGCGCUGAGUGCGUGGAGGGCUGCUACGAGGUGGACCUCACCUCCAGUGUCUUCCAGUCUUGCCCCAGCCCCAGGAACAAGUGGGCUGACUGCUACGGACCCAACCGGCUCCAGACCACAGCCCAACUCCUCCACCACAAAGCUGUGUCCCCCUCCGUUUCCCUCCUCAGUGUCCACUCGGGCUCUGGCAACUCCACGGAGGGAAACCUCAACCUUUCCUUCAGUCCUGGAGCCGAAUCCCUCAUUUCUUCUGCUGUCAACGCCCUGGCGCUUCCUGUGAUCAAGCUGAACAACUGUCUGCUGGAGACCGCAGCUGUGUCCACAGGGGCUGUCGAGAAGGCAGAGGGGAGCCCUGCCGAGCCCGUCGAGGAAAUGCAGAGACCUUCUUGGGCUCUUCUCGCCCACCGCAGUGGCAUCUCCCCAAGAGGACAGGACCACCUGGGCAACCAUGUUGUCAUCAACGUGGACGGUGGCUGCCCAGUUCCCCCUGCUGCAGAACCACCCCUGCCCUCUGAGUGCGCCGAGAAGGAGCCCAGCUCGGACUUGCAGCUCCACACCCCAGGACACUCCAAGUCCCUGGACCUGGGCAGGCCUGGGGUGCUGCUGGUGACUCCCAUCAAAGACCGCAAAAACCGGAGCUGGCCUCGGCUCGACCACCUCAGCCUGAGGACGGUGCCGAGAGCUGGAGCCUGUGAGCUUGGAAAGAAACCAAGAGCAAAGCAGUGGAGUGGAGCUGCACGGGGGAUCCCACGUCUCUGCAGGGACGAUGGGGCUCAUCCUACCGGCAGAGGCAGGAGGAUUACUGUGGCCAGGAACCCACCGGAGCUGAAGGGACUUGGGUUUCAUUCCUGCUCUUCUCCACAGCAUCCUUCAAGCUUAGGAGGAACAACGUGGCCACUGCUGGUUUGUGAGGACCAGUGUCCCCAUGGGCACCACGGAGAAGCCCGGAGCGGGACAUAUCUCUUGGUAUCCUCCAGCAAGGUGCCUGGGAGAAGCUGGUCCCUCGGGAUGCUCAGGGAGGAUAUGUGUCCCAAGGUGCUUUGGAGAGCGUGAGGUGCUCAGACAUUAUGGCAAUGAGCAUCACGGACUGAUUCAUUCCCAUGGCCAAGAUGAGGGAGGCCCCAGGCCACCGGCGGUGCCUGGCUGACGUUCAUACCCACCGCGCCGGCUGGGGAGGAGGUGUUGGAGAUGCAGCAUGCUCCAGGAGUGAGCUGGUCUCCAGAAACAGCUCCAGGCCAAGCAGCCAAGAGAGAGGGGAAGCGUCUGCUGCCUGUUUUCAAACGAGAAGUUUUGUUCUGGCCGGUUCUUUCUGAGUCUUUUUGCAGUUAUUUCCCUGCUUUGAUUUACCCCGGAGGAAGGAGGCAGGAGGACCAGGCUUGUGGCUGUGCAAUGUGCAGCAGAGGGAGACACUGUGCCUUGCCCAAGUCCUCGCUGUCAUGUAACGGCCGCAUCACCAAAGCCCCUCUUAGUCCUGCCUCGGGCACUCUGUCCACCGCUUCGCUCCUCUGCACACCAGCGACCACCAGCUCAGCCCCGGCCCCGCUGACAUGUCCCUGUGAUGACCCCGGUUGGGUGAAGCAACCCAGAACCUGGGUCACCGCGCAGGGUGGCACCCAUCGGCGCCGGUGCUGGCCCCCACCAGCCUCAGUCUCCCUGGGCGAAGAGCAUCUCGCCACCAUGGGGAGGCCCGCGGGAGGCCUUCGCGGGGACAUGACAGCGCGGGGACAUCUCCGACCCCAUCCCGGCGUGCUCCUCAAGAAGCUCACAUGCCGAACGUGAUGCAGCAGGGCAACGUUGCAAUAACCGAACCAUUAAAUUUAGCUUUUGAGCGACCGAACGCGCUGGCUCCUUGCGGGCCGGAUGCUUCCCUUCUGCAGGGCUUCCUCCCAUGGAGCCUGCGAGAGUUUCGCUGGAGUCACGACGGCAGAGUUUGACCCGGUCGUUCUCCGCACGUUCUCCCCCCUGUGAAAGCAAAGCUGGUCCUGCACCGCCCGCGGCGGCGUUGGAGUGCUCUGCGCCGAUUUGAGCCAAGGUAGCGUUUUCCACAACAUGUUCUCUUCCCUUUGACAACUUAGCAUGUUCCAUUUCGUUUUGCAUUUUAUUUUUUUUUUUUUUUGCAUUCGAAUUUCUAUCUUGUCUUCCACACGGGGACAGUAUCUGCUGCGCGCUCCACUGCCCAGGGCAGACAGAGUCUCCGGCACGACGGGAGCCUUUGCCGCGGAACAGCAGCUCAGCCCGGGGGCCAAACCUGCCUCUUCCCUGUAAGAUUCUCCCCCCAACACCUUUUUUUCCCUUGUUUUCUUUGGGGAUGGGAGAAGCUCCGCGCUGCUCCCUGCCUGCCGUCACCGCGAAAUCCUGCCCCGGUGCUCGACGAGGCGGGAGCAGUGCAGAGCAGUAACCGAAUAAAAUGCGUUAUUUUAAUUAA
Rhea pennata is the source of this 3123-nucleotide messenger RNA. RefSeq names its product transmembrane protein 200B (gene TMEM200B). The transcript has 3 exons. NCBI's taxonomy places the organism in Eukaryota, Metazoa, Chordata, Aves, Rheiformes, Rheidae. The record is from RefSeq and is a predicted model, not a curated record. The coding region runs from base 156 to 1751 and encodes 531 amino acids.